AUGGCGAAUGACAGCAGCACAAGCAAGGCCUCAGAGGCUAAGGAUGCCUCCGUGCCGGAAGCUGCAGCAGGAGCAGCAGCAGCAGCAGCAGCAGCAGCAGCAGUGGAUCCGAAAGAGAAGUAUCUGCAGCUGCUUACUACUUCUCUGGUGUUAGUUAGAGAUGCUGUCGAAACACAAGACCAGCGCUACAUGCUGCGGAUGCUGCGGCGUUUUAAGCAGCUGCGGCUGCAGCAGCAGCAGUACCCUAAGCAGCUGCUGCAGGUGUGCUCGCUCAUCUUCUGGGGACAGCCAGAGCUGCAGCAGCAACAACAGCAGCAGGAAGGCAGCAGCAGCAGCAGCAGCAGCAAAACCCAACUCAUACACCGUUCUAUCUUUACUCAAGAAGCUCUAUCUUUCUGGAGGACUCUAAGAGAGACAUUAGAAGAAAUCGUGCGAGACAGAGAAGGCGAAGGGGAGAUGAUGAACACAGACGAGCCUCCACAGCAGAAGCAGCAGCAGCAGCAACAGCAGCAGUCGAAGCAAGAAGGUGGCGCUGCAGCAGCAGCAACAGACUCUGCAGCAGCAGGAAGCAGCAAGACACUGCAGUCCUUCCGUGCUUCUUCAUUCCUUUGCUGCUUACCAGAGGCGGAGGUAUUGCUGGCGACGUUGGUGUUGCUGCUGCUGCUCGACCCGCGUCCACAGCAGCAGCAGCAGCAGAAGCAGCAGAAGCAGCAGCAGCACGAACAGCAGCAGCAGCAGCAGCAGCAGUGGCAGAAGGCCUGGGAAUUUAGCUGCUGCCUCAUUGAAAGAGUGAAGCAGCACGAUCGCAGAUCCCUAGACAGACUAACAGCAAAGGCGUGGUUUUAUCAUGAUAGAGCGUUAGAACUCUCGAAACAAAAAUGCGACAGACGCGCGGAGUAUCUUGCUGCUUAUCGGAAGGCUACGGCUCGCCGAGACAUCACUACGCAGGCGACGCUGCUGAAUAUGCUGCUGAGACUCUUCGUUAACAGCAAACAGCACGAUGUAGCACUCAAACUGGUGCAGAAGACGACAUAUCCUGAGGGGCUUCAAUCAAAUGCACAGCAUGCGCGUUACCUGUACUAUCUGGGUCAGAUUCAGGCAGCUCGUUUGGAGUACGGCUCUGCCUUCUCGCAUUUGCAGUUGGCGCUCCGCAAAGCGCCGCAGCAGCCAACGAUAGCCAGGGGCUUCAGACUAGCGGCGUUAAAGAAGUGCAUAGUAGUGGAGUUGUUGAUGGGCGAUAUCCCAGAGCGGUCUCUCUUUAACAAACAAAAUAUGCAUGCAGAGCUAGUGCCCUACAGAGAAAUUGUCUUGGCUGUGCGCAGCGGCGAUCUGCAUGCGUUUGCUGCAGUGCUGCAGCAGCACGAGAAGAGGUUUCGGCAGGAUGAUACUUAUACGCUGCUGCGGAGGCUGCAUCAGAAUGUCAUUAGGGCGGGCCUCCGCAUUAUCUCUCUUUCUUACUCAAGGAUUCAUUUGAAAGACAUAGCAGCAAAGUUGGGUUUGGAUUCUGCAGCUGAGGCGGAGGCGGUGUCUGGGAAGGCGAUUCUGGACGGCGUUAUCGACGCGAGCAUCGACCACGAGCAGCAGUUCCUUCAGUCAAACGCGAGCUUAGACCUGUACGCCUCCAGCGAGCCUCAGAAAGCCUUUCAUCGCCGCAUUACCUUCUGCCUUGAUCUCUACAACGACGCUGUGAAGGUGAGCAACAGCAGCCGCAGCAACAACAACAGCAGCAGCAGCAGCAGCAGCAGCAACAGCACUCAACAGAAGCGGUUGGCUGCGUCUGCAUGCACUUCGCAGGCAAUGCAAUACCCCGGCAGCACUGAGAGGCAGCAAACAGUUGAAGACGACGAAAGAAAGAGGGCCAUGCAGGAAGAAAGGGCGAGAGCGGAAGACGAAGACCUGGGAGAUGAUAUGGACAUGAUUUAA
Eimeria acervulina is the source of this 1923-nucleotide messenger RNA. Its product is annotated as 26S proteasome non-ATPase regulatory subunit, putative. The coding region runs from base 1 to 1923 and encodes 640 amino acids. The record is from RefSeq and is a predicted model, not a curated record. Gene Ontology annotation, cellular component: proteasome regulatory particle, lid subcomplex; proteasome complex. The transcript has 10 exons. Gene Ontology annotation, biological process: regulation of protein catabolic process; ubiquitin-dependent protein catabolic process. Lineage: Eukaryota; Apicomplexa; Conoidasida; Eucoccidiorida; Eimeriidae. Gene Ontology annotation, molecular function: enzyme regulator activity.